Messenger RNA from Paramisgurnus dabryanus, 1680 nucleotides. RefSeq names its product zinc and ring finger 2a (gene znrf2a). Lineage: Eukaryota; Metazoa; Chordata; Actinopteri; Cypriniformes; Cobitidae. Gene Ontology annotation, biological process: protein K48-linked ubiquitination; proteasome-mediated ubiquitin-dependent protein catabolic process. The record is from RefSeq and is a predicted model, not a curated record. Gene Ontology annotation, molecular function: ubiquitin protein ligase activity. Gene Ontology annotation, cellular component: cytoplasm; intracellular membrane-bounded organelle; membrane.
CACACCAAUAAGCUUUCAGCUGUGUAAUAAGUGCGUGUCAGUGGAGUUACACAAGAAGUGUGUGAGACUAAAGUUUAAAUCUGUGAGAUUUUAGUUUUAAAUCGUUGAAUGUUUUUCGGAAUAUUUUGCUUGAAUAGAAUAGAAUCGAAAUAGUAGUUUUUGAAUAAGUGUUUUAAAGACUGAUGGGACUCAAACAGAGCAGUCCAGCCGAGGGGAUUCGGGUCAGGAGUUAUUCUAGCUCGGAUGCGGCCACCGGGUCCGGUCGGGCUACGGUCCUGCGCUAUUACGCGGGAGGUCCGACUGGAGAGAUCCAGUAUUCAUCCGACAGAUCCGAGUCAUUUUUCCAAAGCAGCAUGAUCCCGAGCAGAGGCCGGAGAUCUGAGACAGACGGACAAAGAGAACUUCUGAUCGGAUCUUUACCUGCACACCUGUCACCUCACCUGCUGGCCGCUGGAUUUCAUUGUCCUGCGUGCAUGAAGUUUGUGUGCUCUGAUGAAAUAGACAUUCAUUUGCAAAUGUGUUUCUCCAAACCCAGACUCAAUUAUAACGAGGACGUUUUGUCCCAGGACCGUGGUGAGUGUUCGAUAUGCCUGGAUGACAUGGCUCAGGGUGACACAAUCGCACGCCUGCCCUGUCUCUGCAUCUAUCACAAAGGGUGUAUCGAUGAAUGGUUCGAGAUCAACAGGUCGUGUCCAGAACAUCCUACUGAUUAACUCAAGAUAUACUAGUAAAGUAAAGGGACCGUUCAAUACCAAGCUACUCUCUGCAUCAGGAGCUUUAAGACUAAACGAUGACUCCAUCACCAUCCCAGAUCUGCAUGGACCCUGCUGUCAAAUCUAAAUGAAAGCAUAUAUACUUCCAAGUUGUGUUUGCAGACCUGAAGGCUGGUAAAUGUUACUACAGCCGUCAUAUGUAUCCAUGAUUCUCUCUGUAGGUUUGCAAGUUUUAUGUUUGAUAAAAUGAGGUAUAUUUUUUACACCCUUUCUACCCAAGGAUGACUUUUUAGCUGUAUAUAUGCAUCAAAGCAAUGAUGUGAAUAUGGGAUUAUGAUCUUGAGAAAUUUGUUUAUAUGUAUACUUCUUUUUUUUAACUUGAGAAAAUCUACUCAGGAUUGAGGCAUGUGCUUCAGUUAAACGCGAUGAGUAUUUGUGAGUGUUUGAAGUUAUAUCUUAUAGAUUUUGAAGAGAUCUCACAAGUGCUCUUUGUCUAAUGUGCUGCUAUGUAUAGAACGUGAAGAUAUUGAUUUUAAUGUUUUUGUUUUCAUUUUUUAUUUUUUCUCUAAACACUGUGCAACAGCAAAUGUUUCUAAAACAUCUCUAGUAUCUUUGAAUGGUUUGUGCCUGGAUGAUCAGACUAUUCAGGGCACUAUCUAAAGCUACACUAGACUCUCUGGAGCAGUUUCCCAGACAGGGUUUAUCCUUGUCCCAGAUUAAAAUGAAUGUUUAAGAUGCCUUAAUUUACAAUAAACCUUGCAUAUCUUAACAUAUAUUAAUGCAAUGUUUUGUCUCAAGAUGCACACCAGUAUUGUUUUUAUUUGUAAGGUUUGGACUUAAAUGUCUUAAUAUAACUCAGGCCUAGUCCUGGAUUAGUCCUUAAAAGUCUGUCUGGGAAACUGCCCAUUAAUCUUUAAACACUUCUCUGGCCUGUCUGUACAAACACAGCAGAAUCAUCUAAAUGAAA